AGCUAAAUUAACCUCAUAUGUUACAGUAUUAAACAUUGUAGAACGUACUAUUGAAAAACAAUGCAAUAUUAAAAACAAUUCAUCCAUUCAAGGGUGAAAAAGGAUGCUAAGCAUUAAAAUUUAUAAUUUGCAUCAUUGUCACUAUGGUAACACAACUUGUUGACACUCACACUUUUUGCCAUCAUGCCCUUUGACAUGAUGUCACCAUGCCCAGUGAUGGAAUUCAUAUGCUAUGUUGACUGGUUUCCGUGGCUCUGUUCUUCAUCAGUUUACCUGGUACCGUGCGAGAACGUUGUGUUUUUCACUGCUCUCUCCGUGCGUUUUUUUGGCUUCUGCUUUUCCAACAUGCAUUGCAUUGUCGUCUCACCACCCUCUCCAAGACCCUGUGAAGGUCAUCUUGGAGCCCAACCGGACCCUGGACCCUCCCUCCGGACGUCCAACUCUGAGGUCAAGGCCGCUGUCGACUUCACCCCUGCCUCGGCCCCGCCCUGGCGGGUGGUGGUGUCUGGCUCCUCCCUCAGAGCAGUCAUCACCCAGCUGCUGACUCAGGUCAGCCCUGGGUCCCACCCUCCUGUGUGGUGGUUCACCAUCUUCCAGGAGGUCCACCGCCUCCUCCGGUCCUCCUUCCCCUGGGUCAGGGUGAGGGUGGACAGGCAACAGGCCAACUGUCUUCUGCAGCCCAUAGCUCAUCACCAGCUGGCUAAAUACAUCAUGGCCCGUCUGGAGAAACAGUUGAUCCCCUGGAACGGUCUGGAGAAGGCUCUGCUCACCACGCCACACAUCUUCCAGCAUUACGCCGUCUACCUGGUGGCUAAUAGCAUAGCCGGGCUGGUCCCGGAUCAGCUAGCACCUAGCGAGAAGGACCUGCUGAGGAUGGAGUGUACGCUGAAGAGCCUGCCUCCCGGCUCCAUGCUCACCGUCAGCAGCGACCUGGUGGACGACCUCAUGGUCAAGCUGGUACUGAGGCUCCAGCCCCUGAACGGCGAGGGCUACAGACCGCUGAACCAGCAGACGCUCCUGACCACCACUCUCAAGAUGAGUUGUUUCAUCCUGGCCAGACUAAGGAAUAUGCCCGGCAUCACCGUGGACACCAGCCUCCCUUGUCCGUGCUGGGACAUCAGGAGGCUUGCCAUGCUGGUGCAUUGCGGCCUUACCAUGUCCUUGGGGACCUCUCUCCAGGUAGGAUUGGUUGCCGAUGAAUGUAUGGUGGAGGAGCACUGGCUGAGGGCGUCUUCUCUCUUGUCUCUGUUGAAGGGCCCUAAUGUGCUCGUCUCCAUCCUGUGGGAGGUUGUCGAGGCCCUGCUGGCCCGGUACCAUUCAGACCGCCCUGAGGAAUCCUCCAUCCCCACCCAAGUUCCCAGGGUGAUGCAGAAGGAGCAGGAGAUGGAGGAAGAGCUGCUCAGCCAGAGACUUCCUGAGCAGCUCACGGAGCAACUCUACGGGACGUUUGGCACGUGGGUCCAACACGGCAAACUCUUUGGCAGGGCUCUCCCACCGAUGAGCACCGCAGAGCAGGACCUGAGAGGAGGGGACGCAACCGUCCUCAGCAACACUCUGGCUGACGACCCUGUCGCUCUGGACCCCAGUCUGGACGCCCCUCAGAAGGCGCAGCCCGACAGCCACAGCCGUUGUGAUCCGUCUGUGAUGGAGAACAGUAGCUGUGGCCCUGUCACUGGAGAUCCCCUUCCUCCAGCAGCUCAGCCAGAGAACGGAGAGUCUAACUCCGUCUCCACAACCGACCCGGAUGUGAUCCAGCGGUCCACCGUUGGAUUCAUUGUGGCCCAGCUGUUCAGAGGCCGGGAUGAAAUGUCCUCCCUGUCCCACAUCGACCGGUACCGGGCCUUCCAGAACCUGGUUGUCCGAGAAGUCCACCUCCUGCUGCAGGAGGAGGCCACCAUGAACCAGGGCAACCCUGGGUUUGAGCGGACCCUGGAGCGCCUGAAGGACCCCGUGCAGGAGGAGAAACUGGGUCUGCAGCUUCGCUGGGUGCUUGAGGAUAGGCUGAGAGAGGCCUUGCCCGGCGUGUGCCUGUCCAGGGACGGGCUCAUGAAGGACCCCCCGAACACCCUGCUGGCCUGCUCCCUGAUCGCCACAGAGGUCCUUGAUCACCUGAAGACCUCUGUGAGCUCUCCUGACUACAACAAUGAGGCAGAGGAGUGUCUUCACGGGGAACAGUUGUUGGCCCCCACUAAGGACCCCCAGAAUGCCCUGCUGGCCCCUAAUGACCCGGACCCCCAGAAUCCCCCUGAUGACUUCAAGGGAGCAGAGGAGUGCCUCCACGGGGAAGACACAACGUUGGUCACCUCCCCUAAGGAGACUGUGGAGGUGAAGAAGAAAAAGAGGAGGUGGUCUUGGCUUCGCCGGCUCUUCACCUGCAAAAGAAAAUAAGCACGCCACUGCUUGUAUAUAACUUGCAUUUAUUGUUUUUCUUAUUAUUGUUUUAUACCUUGAUUUAUUUUGUACAUUUUUGGAAUGAAUUAUUGUGCUCAAAUAAAUGUUUCCCUGAAUUCUCUAUACUAUGCAUAAGACUCUAAAUGGCAAUGUUAAAAGGCAUUUAGCUUCGAGGACCUGUGGUUGCGAGGCCGUUUCAAAUAAAAUUGUUGGUGGGAACUCUACAACAGUCA
Molecule: messenger RNA, 2624 nt
Organism: Gadus morhua (Atlantic cod)
Lineage: Eukaryota; Metazoa; Chordata; Actinopteri; Gadiformes; Gadidae
Exons: 11
Coding region: 184-2388 (734 amino acids)
Source: RefSeq, a predicted model, not a curated record